Molecule: messenger RNA, 2254 nt
Organism: Triticum dicoccoides
Lineage: Eukaryota; Viridiplantae; Streptophyta; Magnoliopsida; Poales; Poaceae
Product: F-box/FBD/LRR-repeat protein At1g16930-like
Exons: 7
Coding region: 61-2094 (677 amino acids)
Molecular function (GO): protein binding
Source: RefSeq, a predicted model, not a curated record
UGGGAUUGGCUAAAACCUUCCGCCUCCCUUGGCACCGCCGGUUCCCGAGGAGCCGCCGACAUGGAACCCUCGCGGCUCUCCCCGGAGGCCGCGGGCAAGCCUCAAGGUUUGAUCGCCAAGGACCGCUGGUUCAGCAUCGCCGCCUACAUCUCAUCUGGAGAGGGUGGUAUUGCUGCUGCCCUGCGGAAACAUGUUGAGGAGGAAGCUCGACAUCUCAGCAGUGAAGAUCUUCUAAGCGUUAUGGAUCAGCUCUAUGAGCAAAUAUCUAGCUUAUUACAAAGCAAUGAUGCUACUGAAAGUUUACUGGCUCUUCAUGCUAUCGAUGCUCUGAUUGAUUUACCAGUUGGAGGCGCUUCAAAGGUUUCUAAGCUGGCUAAUGUCUUAAAAAAUGUGUUUGAAGUCAAGCGUGAUCCUGAAAUCCUAGUUCCAGCUAGCACAGUGCUUGGUCAUUUGGCAAAUGCUGGGGGAGCAUUAACUGGACACGAGGUUGAGCGACAGAUUAUUACAACUGCGUUAGGGUGGCUUGGUGCUGAUCGAGUGGAAUAUCGCCGCUUUGCAGCUCUCCUUAUUCUCAAAGAGAUGGCUGAAAAUGCAUUCACAGUUUUCAAGAAUUAUAUCCCUGAGUUUGUUGAUGUUAUACUGAAAGCUUUGAGCGAUCCCAAACUGGUUAUUCGUGAACGAGCAGCUUUAGCCGUGCGUGCACUUGCACAUUCCAACAUGCAGGCGGCGGCAGACUGUGGAGUGAAGAAGGUGAAACGGGAGGGAAUCGAUCUGAUCAGUGACCUCCCGGAUGAGACGCUCUGCACCAUCAUCUCCUUCCUCCGCACUGAUGAUGCCGUGCGCACUUCUGCCCUCUCUCGCCGCUGGCGUCACCUGUGGCGCUCCGCUUCGAUCAACCUUGACACUGUCCAUAUCCCUGGGUUUUGUCCCGAGCAAAUUGAGGUUGUAACCGAGAUCCUUUCUGAGCACCAGGGCCCCAUACGCCGCCUUCACCUCAACAGCCUCUAUUUUGCUGAUCUUGAUGGCUGGUUCAGGUCCCCAGCCCUUGCUAAUCUUCAGGAGUUCGACAUCUAUGUCGCUAAAUUUGAUGAUGUGCUGCCACUGUCUGUGCUCCGCUUCGCACCGACCCUCCGUGUGGCCCGCAUUGCCCACUGCAGCUUCUUUGAGGAUGAGGAGGUCCCAGUAUUUAACUUCCCAUACCUGAAAACACUCGUUCUGGGCUUCCUUUCUGUAUAUGAAGGCACCCUCCACAGCAUUCUCUCUGGCUGCCCUGUCCUCGAGGACCUGCUGCUUGACAGUUGUGAUGGCUUCAGGCGCUUGGUGAUCAACUCGCAGACACUUAGGAGCAUCGGUGUCUGUAAUGAUAUGGGCAGCAUGAGUGAAAUAGUCAUCGAGAAUGCCCCUUGCCUGGAAAGAUUCGUCAGAUCAGAUUUAUUUCGCAGAACCAGCCCACUGCGCAGAGCACCAGUCUUCCGGGUAAUUAGUGCGCCGAAACUGGCGAUCUUGGGCUCACUGACAGACAACGUUGAUAAACUCAAGCUUGGAACCAGAGUUUCACAGCAGGAAAUGGUCGCUGGUAACCUGGAAAUGUUGAUGCGAGGUGUUAAGGUUUUAAAUAUCACGUCUAGUGGCCCUAAUCUUGAUGCAGUGCUUGGCUUCCUCAGAGUCUUUCCUUUCUUGGAGAAGCUAUACAUAAUGUCAUCUCUGCAGAAGGAUAUGCAAAAUGUGCAUCAUCAUGAGCCAACAGCUCUGAUUGAGUCUCUUCACCAUAUCAGAUAUGUAGAGUUGAAGUGUUACACGGGCACGGAUUCGGAUGUUGACUUUGCUAAGUUCUUUGUUCACAAUGCUAAGGCGCUUGAGUUGAUGAAAUUUGUUGUCGAAGGCAGAUGCACUCAGAAAUGGAGAACUGAUCAAUACAAGUGCCUACAGUUUGAUAGCAGGGCUUCUCCAAAUGCUCUAUUGGAUUUUAGAUCUUACUCUGGUCAUGCAUAUCCUGCUGGAUGUAUCCGAAGGGGCAAUCACCAUAAUGAGCAUGUCCUGUCCAUGGCUAAUCCCUUCGAUAGCUCUUCUUGUAGUCACUGCAGAGAUGCCUGAGCAGGUUGAUAGCUCUUCAUGUUUUGCCCGUGGCUGAUCCCUCCCCUUUAUGUGCAAACAUUGCAGUAUGUCUCUCAUUUGAAUGUUUUGGAAGACCUUUAACACAUGUUCAUGACUAUGUUGAAUGUUUUGAGUCAAUACUUGUGUUAUGUGCAAUCAA